Gossypium raimondii (Peruvian cotton) is the source of this 818-nucleotide messenger RNA. Its product is annotated as CASP-like protein 1B2. Lineage: Eukaryota; Viridiplantae; Streptophyta; Magnoliopsida; Malvales; Malvaceae. The record is from RefSeq and is a predicted model, not a curated record. Bases 80 to 700 code for a protein of 206 amino acids. The transcript has 3 exons.
UUCAUGAACCUCCAACUUGUUCCAUCAACUCUAGGCUCUAGCAAGCUAGCUCCGGUUCUUGUGUUGCGUUGUAUCCCAUAUGGCUCUACAAAGUGGAGAGAAAUUACCCAUGUUUAUUGGGCACAUCUGGUCAAAGCAGAAGAGCAGAUGGACCUUGUUGGGGCUAAGAUUGCUUGCCUUUCUUGCCGCAGCAGCUGCAACUCUUGUGAUGGUUCUCAACAAACAAACCAAAACUUUUGUGGUUGCAACCAUUGGAACUACCCCUGUCAACCUUACUCUCACUGCCAAGUUUCACCACACGCCAGCGUUUGUGUUCUUUGCUAUAGCUAAUGGACUGGUCAGCAUCCACAACUUGGUGAUGAUAAUGAUGGAUUUGUUGGGGAGCAAGUUCGAUUACAAGGGUUUUCAGUUUCCCAUGAUUGCUAGUUUGGACAUGCUAAACCUGGCAUUGGUAUCUGGUGGAGCAAAUGCUGCAGCGUUCAUGGCGGAGCUGGGAAAAAAUGGUAAUUCUCAUGCGAGAUGGGACAAGAUUUGUGAUAAAUUUGGAGCAUAUUGUGACCGUGGUGCCGGAGCUCUUAUUGCUUCAUUUCUUGCUCUUGCUCUCAUGCUUCUCAUUUCUUUCCUAUCUAUCCUUAACCAUAAACUUGUCAACUCAUCAUCCCAUAAUUCUCACAACAAUAUAAUCGCUCUUCCUAAUUAACCCUAAACAUCAACUUUACUCGAACCAUUUCCAUAGACUGUAUUAUUAAUAUGUCAUACUUAGCAUAAACUAUAUAUGUAUGCCUUAUUCAUCAACUAUAUAUGUCUUAUUUUUGAAA